This is a messenger RNA of Morchella importuna, 813 nucleotides long. RefSeq lists its product as uncharacterized. Lineage: Eukaryota; Fungi; Ascomycota; Pezizomycetes; Pezizales; Morchellaceae. Gene Ontology annotation, molecular function: protein binding. The record is from RefSeq and is a predicted model, not a curated record. The coding region runs from base 1 to 813 and encodes 270 amino acids. The transcript has a single exon.
AUGCGUUUGUUGAGACAAAAGAAAGAUACCAACUCACAUUACCCGAAAUUAAAUUUAAACCAGUCAUGUUGCUUUGGAAUUUCCAGGAGUUAUGGCGACUUCCGCUCUGCGGCACACAGAGGCAGUCAAGCGAUAGUCAAACUACUUCUUGAAAACGGCGCCGACCCCAACUCUCAUCGGGAUGGAAGAACAUUGCUGUACAUGGCAGCAGAUGACGAAGCCAUAGCCAAGCUACUUCUUGAAAACGGUGCCGACCCCAACUUUCAUCAUGCGGAUAGGAAGACAAUCCUGUGCAAAGCAGUAGGUAAAGGCAAUGAAGCCGUAGUCAAGCUACUUCUUGAAAACGGCGCCGACGUCAACGUUCACAGCCCGCACGGCCUGAACGGAGACACAGCACUGAGUAAAGCAGUACGCGAAGACGAAGAAGCGAUAGUCAAGCUACUUCUCGAAAACGGCGCCGGCGCCAACACUCAAGAUGCGAACGGAGACACAGUUCUAUACGUGGCAAUGGAUAACGGUAAUGAAGCCAUAGUCAAGCUUCUUCUUGGGAGCGGCGCCGAUCCCAACGCUGAGAACAAAUCGGGAAGCACGAUCUUGCACCUGGCAAUAGGCAAGAGCAAUGAAGCCAUGGUCAAGCUACUUCUUGAGUAUGGUGCCGAUGCCAGAGCUCAGGGUAGAUCCAGAAUGUCGCCCUCAACUGUGCAGAGCUUAAUGGCCAUAAAGAGAUUAUCGAGCUACUUAGGGGGUUCCAUCAAAACUGAGAUUCAGCAUCCAAAAUCCAAAGAAAACGACGGUGCAGCCAGCAUAAAGUAA